Messenger RNA from Racocetra persica, 144 nucleotides. The record is from the annotation of a GenBank genome assembly. Lineage: Eukaryota; Fungi; Glomeromycota; Glomeromycetes; Diversisporales; Gigasporaceae.
ACAGUCAAAUUCGUACAAGCAGAAAGUCAAAUUCGUACAAGCAGACAGUCAAAUUCGUACAAGUAGAAAGUCAAAUUCGUACAAGCAGAAAGUCAAAUUCGUACAAGCAGACAGUCAAAUUUGUACAAGCAGACAGUCAAAUUC